CUCCCAGCAUGCAGCGCGGCUCGCUCCUGCCCCAGCCGCCGCCGCCGCUGCUGCCGGGGGGAGAAGAUGGCGGAGGGAGGCGCGGCGGAUCUGGAGACCCAGCGCACGGACGUCGCGGCGCUGCUCAAAACCGCCCUUCGCAAGGGCGACACCUGGUAUCUAGUGGAUAGUCGCUGGUUCAAGCAGUGGAAAAAAUAUGUUGGUUUUGACAGCUGGGACAAAUACCAGAUGGGAGAUCAGAAUGUGUACCCUGGUCCUAUUGAUAAUUCUGGACUUCUCAAAGAUGGUGAUUCUCAGUCUCUCAAGGAACAUCUCAUUGAUGAGCUGGAUUACAUCCUUUUGCCAACUGAAGGCUGGAAUAGGCUAGUUAGCUGGUACACACUGAUGGAAGGUCAAGAGCCAAUAGCACGCAAGGUCGUUGAACAGGGUAUGUUUGUAAAACACUGCAAAGUAGAAGUAUAUCUAACGGAAUUAAAGCUUUGUGAAAAUGGAAAUAUGAACAAUGUUGUCACACGAAGAUUUAGUAAAGCUGAUACAAUAGAUACAAUUGAAAAAGAGAUAAGAAAAAUCUUCAAUAUUCCAGGUGAAAAAGAGACCAGAUUGUGGAACAAAUACAUGAGUAAUACUUUUGAACCUUUGAAUAAACCAGACAGUACCAUACAAGAUGCUGGUUUAUACCAGGGACAGGUACUGGUGAUAGAACAGAAGAAUGAGGAUGGAACGUGGCCAAGAGGCCCUUCAACUCCUAAGUCUCCAGGUGCAUCCAAUUUUUCAACUUUACCAAAGAUCUCUCCAUCUCUAUCAAAUAAUUAUAACAACAUGAACAACAGAAAUGUGAAAAAUUCAAACUAUUGUCUCCCAUCAUAUACUGCUUAUAAGAAUUAUGAUUACUCAGAGCCAGGAAGACACAAUGAGCAGCCAGGCCUGUGUGGCCUGAGUAACUUGGGGAAUACGUGUUUCAUGAAUUCGGCAAUUCAGUGUCUGAGCAACACACCUCCUCUUACAGAAUACUUCCUCAAUGAUAAAUACCAAGAAGAACUGAACUUUGACAAUCCGUUAGGAAUGCGAGGUGAAAUAGCAAAAUCUUAUGCAGAGCUGAUCAAGCAAAUGUGGUCAGGAAAAUACAGCUAUGUUACCCCAAGAGCAUUUAAGACACAAGUGGGACGAUUUGCACCACAAUUUUCUGGGUAUCAGCAACAAGAUUGUCAAGAGUUACUGGCUUUUCUCUUAGAUGGAUUACAUGAGGAUUUGAAUCGAAUUAGAAAAAAGCCCUACAUUCAGUUAAAGGAUGCAGAUGGGAGACCAGACAAGGUGGUUGCUGAAGAAGCCUGGGAAAACCAUUUAAAAAGGAAUGAUUCCAUCAUUGUAGAUAUAUUUCAUGGCCUUUUUAAAUCCACUCUAGUUUGUCCUGAAUGUGCUAAGAUAUCUGUUACCUUUGAUCCCUUUUGUUACUUGACACUUCCGUUACCUAUGAAAAAAGAACGCACUCUGGAAGUUUAUUUGGUUAGAAUGGAUCCACUUGCAAAGCCUAUGCAGUACAAAGUAGUUGUUCCCAAAAUUGGAAAUAUAUUGGAUCUUUGCACAGCACUGUCGGCUUUGUCUGGUGUUGCUGCAGAUAAGAUGAUUGUUACUGAUAUAUAUAAUCACAGGUUCCACAGGAUAUUUGGCAUGGAUGAAAAUCUAAGUAGUAUUAUGGAACGUGAUGACAUUUAUGUAUUUGAAAUUGCUAUCAAUAGAACAGAAGAUACAGAACAAGUUAUAAUUCCUGUCUGUUUACGGGAAAAAUGCAGGCACACUAGCUACAGCCAUAGUGGUGCUUCACUGUUUGGUCAACCUUUCCUCAUAGCAGUGCCUAGAAACAAUACUGAAGAUAAACUGUAUAACCUGCUGCUGCUAAGAAUGUGCCGAUAUGUAAAGACAUGUACUGAAAGUGAAGACACUGAAGGAUCCCUACAUUGCUGUAAGGACCAUGGUAUCAAUGGUGAUGGCCCAAAUGGAAUACAUGAAGAAGGAUCUCCAAGUGAAAUGGAAACAGACGAACAAGAUGAUGAAUCCAGCCAGGAUCAGGAACUUCCUUCAGAGAAUGAAAACAGCCAGUCAGAAGACUCAGUCGGAGGUGACAAUGACUCUGAAAAUGGAUUAUGUACCGAGGAUACUUGCAAAGGUCAACCACUCACGGGACACAAAAAGCGAUUAUUUACAUUCCAGUUCAACAAUUUAGGCAAUACUGAAAUAAACUACAUCAAAGAUGAUACCAGGCACAUUAGAUUUGAUGACAGGCAACCUAGGCUUGAUGAAAGAUCUUUCCUUGCUUUGGAUUGGGAUCCUGAAUUGAAGAAGAGAUAUUUUGAUGAUAGUGCAGCAGAGGAUUUUGAAAAACAUGAAAGUGUGGAAUAUAAGCCUCCCAAAAAGCCUUUUGUGAAAUUAAAAGAUUGCAUUGAGCUGUUCACAACAAAGGAAAAACUAGGUGCUGAAGACCCAUGGUAUUGUCCAAACUGUAAAGAACAUCAGCAGGCUACCAAGAAGUUAGACUUGUGGUCACUGCCCCCUGUACUGGUUGUUCACCUAAAACGCUUUUCCUACAGCAGAUAUAUGAGGGACAAGUUGGAUACGUUGGUUGACUUUCCAAUAAAUGACUUGGACAUGUCAGAGUUCCUUAUUAAUCCCAAUGCAGGGCCUUGCCGCUACAACUUGAUUGCUGUCUCCAACCACUAUGGAGGAAUGGGGGGAGGGCAUUAUACCGCUUUUGCAAAAAAUAAGGAUGAUGGAAAAUGGUACUACUUUGAUGACAGUAGCGUGUCCACUGCAUGUGAGGACCAAAUAGUGUCCAAAGCAGCAUAUGUGCUCUUCUACCAGAGACAGGACACUAUCAGUGGAACUGGCUUUUUCCCUCUUGACCGGGAAACUAAACAAGGUGCUUCAGCUGCCACAGGCAUCCCACUAGAAAGUGAUGAAGACAGCAAUGAAAAUGAUAAUGAUAUAGAAAAUGAAAAUUGUAUGCACACUAACUAAUGGAAGAACUAGAAGCCAUAAAAGAGACUUUCUUCCUGGGGAUCCCUAUUGAAAGAGCGAAAUGGCCCCCCAAACUAAGAAUAAAAAUCUGAGAUGGGGUAUUUCAGAUAACAGAAUGUAAAUCUUUAUUACAUUUUAACAUGUGCAGUACUUGAAGUGAAACAAUAAAAACUUAAACAGAAA
Colius striatus (speckled mousebird) is the source of this 3195-nucleotide messenger RNA. It is a transcript of the gene USP15, whose product is annotated as ubiquitin specific peptidase 15. Gene Ontology annotation, biological process: protein deubiquitination. The coding region runs from base 67 to 3012 and encodes 981 amino acids. The transcript is spliced from 22 exons. Gene Ontology annotation, molecular function: cysteine-type deubiquitinase activity. The record is from RefSeq and is a predicted model, not a curated record. Lineage: Eukaryota; Metazoa; Chordata; Aves; Coliiformes; Coliidae.